Lutra lutra (Eurasian river otter) is the source of this 3521-nucleotide messenger RNA. It is a transcript of the gene GPATCH2, whose product is annotated as G-patch domain containing 2. The record is from RefSeq and is a predicted model, not a curated record. The coding region runs from base 109 to 1695 and encodes 528 amino acids. Lineage: Eukaryota; Metazoa; Chordata; Mammalia; Carnivora; Mustelidae. The transcript has 10 exons. Gene Ontology annotation, molecular function: nucleic acid binding.
GGAAGCUCAGCUCAAAAUGCUGAACUGCUUCUGGAAGUCUCUGGUGCUGUGCUAGUUGGAGUCUGUUCUCGGGCCUGAGCCUCGAGGCUAGGCUCCUGGGUGUCGUUAAUGUUCGGGGCCGCCGGGCGCCAACCGAUCGGAGCUCCAGCCGCCGGGAACAGCUGGCAUUUCAGUCGAACCAUGGAAGAACUGGUUCAUGAUCUUGUCUCUGCUUUGGAGGAGAGCUCAGAGCAAGCUCGAGGUGGAUUUGCUGAAACAGGCGAUCAUUCUCGAAGUAUGUCUUGUCCUCUGAAACGCCAGGCAAGGAAAAGGAGAGGGAGAAAACGAAGGUCGUAUAAUGUUCAUCACCCUUGGGAGCCUGGCCACUGCUUAAGUGAAGGCACGGAUUCUAGUUUAGAGGAACCAAGCAAGGACUACAGAGAAAAUCACAAUAAUAAUAAAAAAGAUCAUAGUGACUCUGAUGACCAAAUGUUAGUGGCUAAGCGCAGGCCAUCAUCAAACUUAAACAAUAAUGUACGAGGAAAAAGACCUCUGUGGCACGAAUCGGAUUUUGCUGUGGACAACCUUGGGAACAGAACUCUGCGCAGAAGGAGAAAGGUAAAACGCAUGGCAGUUGACCUCCCACAGGACAUCUCUAACAAACGGACAAUGACCCAGCCCCUUGAAGGUUGUAGAGAUCAGGACAUGGACAAUGACAGAGCUUACCAAUAUCAAGAGUUUACCAAGAACAAAGUCAAAAAAAGGAAAUUGAAAAUAAUUAGACAAGGGCCAAAAAUCCAAGAUGAAGGAGUAGUUUUAGAAAGUGAGGAAAUGAGCCAGACCAGUAAGGACAAAAUGGACUAUGAAGAGCAAAAAGUCUCAGAUGAACUCAUGAGUGAAAGUGACUCCAGCAGUCUCAGCAGCACUGAUGCUGGCUUAUUUACCAAUGAUGAGGGAAGACAAGGUGACGAUGAGCAGAGUGACUGGUUUUAUGAGAAGGAAUCAGGUGGAGCGUGUGGCAUCACUGGAGUUGUGCCCUGGUGGGAAAAGGAAGAUCCUACUGAGCUAGACAAAAAUUUACCAGAUCCUGUCUUUGAAAGUAUCUUAACUGGUUCUUUCCCUCUAAUGUCGCAUCCGGGAAGAAGAGGUUUUCAAGCUAGACUCAGUCGCCUUCAUGGAAUGCCUUCCAAGAACAUUAAAAAAUCAGGAGGGACCACAACUUCAAUGGUGAGCACCCCUGGUCCUGUCAAUAACAAGAGGAUGGUUCACUUUUCCCCAGAUUCUCAUCACCAUGACCAUUGGUUUAGCCCUGGUGCUAGGACAGAGCAUGGCCAGCAUCAGCUUCUGAGAGAUAACCGAGCUGAAAGAGGACACAAGAAAAACUGUUCUGUGAAAACAGCCAGCAGGCAAACAAGCAUGCAUUUAGGAUCCUUAUGCACAGGAGAUAUCAAACGGAGAAGAAAAGCUGCACCUUUGCCUGGACCUACUACAGCAGGAUUUGUAGGGGAAAACGCCCAGCCAAUCCUAGAAAACAACAUUGGAAACCGAAUGCUCCAGAACAUGGGCUGGACACCUGGGUCAGGCCUUGGACGAGAUGGCAAGGGGAUCGCUGAGCCCAUUCAAGCCAUGCAGAGGCCAAAAGGAUUAGGUCUUGGAUUUCCUCUACCAAAAAGCACCCCUGCAGCUCCCACUCCCAAUGCAGGAAAAUCCGCCUAAGAAGAAAAGCAAAGAAGAAAUGUUUUACAAUUUUUAUUCACGAUAUAGAUCCCAUUGUCCUAAAAUUACAACCUAGCUUCCAUUUUUGAAGCAGAAAUCUACAUUGCCUCAAACUCAUCACUCUAGCGUCCUAACCGCAUACAGUCCAGCCACAGUGAGAGAGAUGGGGCUCCGUCACAGUGCCUGGUGCUAAAGUGAAAACCUUCACCUUUUGCAGUUUUCAGCUAUUUCUAGGUAUAAGGAACACUUACUUCUCCUAUUUAUUUUGAUCUCAUAGGUCAGUCAUUUCUAGCUUGAUUCGUUCGUGUGUGUGUGUGUGUGAUGCCCAGGCAAAUGAGAGCACACCCACAGGUUUCUCGAAUGGGAUAGGCCAGAGAGGGUGGUGUUUCUAUCAUCCCUAGAACUUGAAAGACCUCGCAUUACAUCAGUGAAGUCCUAAGCAAAUCUUUGUGUGAAAGGCUUGCCAAUUUCACGUUCUGAUUUUGGCUCUUUUGUAAGGAUUCUGUAACAGGGUGAUCCCAAUUAUCUCUCCUUGGACAGUGUAGGAUAAAGUUCACAGCUGACAAACAACAAUUAAUAUUUCCCUCUGACAUUCUGACCAAAAUAAACCUCAACAUUGUAAUCACCAGAGUGCCCACAACAUUACCUUAAUGCAGAUUUUACAAAUUUUACCUCAUCUAGAACAGAAAAUAAUUAUUGAAAGAAAAAUGUAUUUUUUAAAUUCACCAUGACUGAACUGUAAAUUCUAUUAAUCUAGACUGACUUCUACCUCUCUCUUCCCAAAGGUUGAUAUUUUUUUAAGAUCAGCGCAACUGUGGUAAACUAAUUUUCAGUUUUAACCAUUGGAGUACUUACUAGAAUUAUCGAAUCAGUUUGUUUGAAAAUCUAAAUGGCUCUCCCAAGAAUUCAGAUUUCUGGCAAUGAUCCAGCCAGAUUACCAGUUUACAAGGUGAACAAGAAAAUGAAUGGUGAUAAUUUGCUGUCUAACAUCUAGGUAGUUACUUUAAAACCAAGCAAAACAAGUCAUUUUUAUUAUGUGCCUCCUAUUAUUACUAUUUUUGAAUCAUCUGCUUUGUAAUGCCAGAGGUUCUAAAUAGCCCUUAGCUUAGGAGAUGAUCCUCAUUAUUAAGGACUGAUAAUAUAUUUAUAAUGGCUUUUAUUGGUUGAGUAAAGGUCGGGCUAACACAUGUGAAUCACCUUUCUGAUGGAGUUUUUUAAGGCUUUUUUUUUUUCAAGAGCAGUUUUAGGUUCACAGAAAAAUUAAGAAAGUACAGAGAUUUCUCAUAUACCCUCUGCCCCCAAACAUGCAUGGCCUCCCCCAUUAUUAUCCAGAGUGGGACUUUUGUUACGAUCAAUAAGCCUACAUUGACACAUCAUAGUCACCCAAAGUUCAUAGCUGACCUUGCAGUUCACUCUGGUUUUGUACAUUCCGUAGGUUUGGAUAAAUGUAUAAUGACGGGAUCCACCAUUGCAGUAUUCACACAGAGCAGUCUCACGACCCAGAAAAUCCUCAAUGCUCCAUUGUAGUAGGUUCUAGAAAAUUUUGCAAAUUUUUUUUAAAGGAUAAAGAGGAGAUUUGUGCAGAUAGUAGACCUUUCCUAGGUGGUCUCGUAACUGCCAGUUGGGGAGAAAAAGGUCUGUGGUUUGCCAAAUGUACACGUUUAAGAAUUAUCUUCUUUCCUAGGGGUAUUGUGGUUAAGAGGACAGGUUGGUUAAGAGAUUAUAGACUACACAGGUAAAUUGCUCUUUUGAGGCAUUCUUAUUGGAUAGAGUAACCCUGUAGUAUGAUUAUUUUUAUAAGUUUGUUUCUUGAAAAUUUGUCAUUU